UGCAGUCUUUGGCAGUCCUCGAGCGGCUGUUGCGACGUGCGUAUGCGCGGCAUGCGUCAUCCAUUCUUUCCCUCUGGUCUUUGAAUAGAUAAGUGUGUGUGUGUAUGUAUGUGCAAGCUAUACACUCCGUACUAUAUCUCCGAAGUAGUGCAAGAUGUUUUCAGUGUUACCGAUUAACGCACGUUUUCUUCACGUAUGACGACUUCACGAGGAAACGAAGAUGGUGUCUCGAAACAGGCCGAUUAAAAUUACGACCAUCGGCGAUGGCAUGGUCGGGAAAACAUGCAUGCUCAUCACGUAUACGAUGAAGGAAUUCCCAACGGAGUAUGUACCUACAGUUUUUGAUAACUACGUCGAUAACAUAUGUGUGGGUGGACAGCAAUUUGAAAUGACAUUAUGGGAUACAGCUGGUCAAGAAGAUUACGAGCGACUUAGGCCGCUAUCGUAUCCAAACACUGACUGUUUCCUGAUCUGUUUCUCCAUAAGUGGUCGUAGCUCCUUCGAAAAUGUAGCGAGUAUAUGGCAUCCGGAACUCAAACUACACUGUCCCAAUGUGCCGAUUAUACUCGUGGGUACCAAGGGAGAUCUCAGGACUCAAGAAACUAUGGAUAUUAUCAGUUCGCGAGACUGCAACAAAAUGAGAAAAAGAAUCAAAGCAGUUAAAUAUGUCGAAUGUUCCGCUAUAAAGCAGGAGGGUCUCGAGGAAGUCUUUAUGGAAGCUAUUAAAGCUGUAUUGAAAAAACCCCGAUCGAGAAAACUCUGCUGUAUCCUUUGAAGUGUCAAGUACUGACAUUAAAGCAAAUAGUUUUAAAUGAGAAUUAUAGCCAUUAAGACUAAUGUUAAACCAAAGAUUUUCUUUGCGUGAUUCUCUUUGUGCCUUUUAUAUUUAUGUACAUUUCAUAUAAUUCUAAUCAUUCCUAAGGCACAUUAUUUUCUUUUUAUGUACAGACGAGAGUUUUCUUGCAUUGUUAAAAAAAAAUAUAUAUAUAUAUAUAUUUCAUUUACUUCUUUGUUUA
This is a messenger RNA of Nylanderia fulva, 1016 nucleotides long. Its product is annotated as ras-like GTP-binding protein RhoL. The record is from RefSeq and is a predicted model, not a curated record. NCBI's taxonomy places the organism in Eukaryota, Metazoa, Arthropoda, Insecta, Hymenoptera, Formicidae. Gene Ontology annotation, biological process: small GTPase-mediated signal transduction. Gene Ontology annotation, molecular function: GTP binding; GTPase activity.